GACCCCAUAGCUAGCUAGCUAGGCUUCCAACCCCUCUACCUCUGAUCUUCUCAAAAGUUGCAUGCACUUACGUUUCAGUGCAUUUCCCAGUUUAUUUUCUGUUGCAUGAAUUAUUAAUUCUAUGGCUUCUUUCAACCAGGUUUUGGUAUAAGAAUCUUUGUUCGUGAGGACAUUGACACUAAACAGGCCUCGCCAACUGAACACCCUUUCCCUUGAAAUGCUCUCUCGACUCUCCCAACUGUUCCUGGCGUAUGACAACAGUUCCAAUGUCAAGUUGAUCAUUCUCAAAAGUAACGGAAGAGCAUUUUGUGCCGGAGGUGACGUAGCUGCGGUGCACCGUCAUUUUCUUAAAGGAAAUUUGAAAUUUGGUGCAAUAACUAGUCAGAAGAUGCUUACCUUAACCUACUUUGUAGCAACAUGCACUAAACCCCAAGAAUGUCUGAAUUUUGCACAAUGUUUCGUUUCAAUUCUUAAUGGGAUUGCGAUGGGAGGUGGCGUCGGUAUUUCAAUACACAGUAAAUUCCGUGUAGCAACAGAUAAUUCAGUCUUUGCAAUGCCGGAAACAGCUCUGGGAUUGUUUCCCGAUGUCGGUGCAUCUUAUUUCUUGUCAAGACUUCCUGGAUUUUUUGGUGAGUAUUUGGGUCUUACAGGUGCAAGAUUGAAUGGUGCUGAAAUGCUUGCAUGUGGUCUAGCGACUCACUAUGUGCCCUCAGCCAAAUUGUCUUCACUGGAAGAAGCUCUAAAAUGCCGAGUAGCUUCAUCUACUUCAUCAAGCUGUGAUCUUGCUUCUACUAUUUCAGCAAUUAUAGAUGAAUACUCGCUGAAGAAACCAGCUUUGAGUGAAAAAAGUGCUUAUUACAAAAGAGAUAAGCUUAUGAUUUUAUGGUGUUUCCAAUACCUAACUAUAUAUCGUUAUUAA
Messenger RNA from Malus domestica (apple), 919 nucleotides. The record is from RefSeq and is a predicted model, not a curated record. NCBI's taxonomy places the organism in Eukaryota, Viridiplantae, Streptophyta, Magnoliopsida, Rosales, Rosaceae.